CUGGCUAGCUCCAUCACCUUAACGCACCAACCAUGGCCAUGCAGCAACUCGUGUGCUGGCUCUGCGCCUUCCUGGCCCUCGUCCUCCUCAAGCUUCUUAAGAAGCGUGGCGCCACGACGGCGGCGCCGGCGCUGAAGCUGCCGCCAAGCCCGUCGUCGCUGCCGUUCAUCCACAACCUGCACCACCUCCUCCGCAGCCCGAUCGCGCACCGCGCCGUGGCCAACAUCGCGCGCGAGCUGGACGCGCCGCUCAUGUACCUCCAGCUCGGGGAGCUCCCGACCGUGUUCGUAUCGUCCGCGGACGCCGCCCGCGAGAUCAUGAAGGUGCACGACAUGAAGUUCGCCUGGCGGCCGUAUCCACCCACCAUACACAAGCUGCGCCCCAUGGGGAAGGGGAUCUUCUUCGCGCCGUACGGCGCCCUGUGGCGGCAGCUCCGCAAGAUCUCCAUCGUGAAGCUGCUCAGCGUCCGGCGCGUCCACUCGUUCCACCGCGUGCGGGAGGAGGAGGCCGGCCGCCUCGUCGCCGCCAUCGCCGCCACGCCGCCGGGAGAAACCGUGAACCUCUGCGAGCAGAUCUUUUGGGUCAUCGCGGACUCGACGAUGCGCACCAUGAUCGGCGAGAGGUUCGAGAGGAGGGACGAGUUCCUGGUGGUGUUGGCGGACAUCGUCAAGAUCGCAUCGGGUUUCACCAUGGCCGAGUGGUUCCCGUCAUCGUGGCUCGUGCGCGCCUUCGGUGGCACGAGGCGGCGCGGCCACGCGGGCUACCUUACGACCUACGAGCUGGUGGAGAGCGCCUACCGGCAGCGACAGAAGCGAAAGGAGGCCAUGGCUGCACCGUCGACCAGGAACGCCGUGACGGGAGAGGAGGACCUGAUGGACGAGCUCAUGAGGAUACACGAGGAAGGUGACCUCGAGGUGCCUCUCACCAUUGGCAACAUCAAGGCUGUCACGAUAGAUCUCUUUGGCGCCGGGACCGAGACGUCAGCAGAUGCACUCCAGUGGGCGAUGUCAGAGCUGAUGAGGAACCCGAGAGUGAUGCAGAAAGCACAGGCCGAGCUGCGCGACAAACUCGGCGGGAAGCCUACCGUGACCGAGGCCGGCCUGGCCGACAUGACCUACCUGAAGCUCGUCGUCAAGGAGACCCUGAGGCUGCACCCGGCGCUGCCAUUGCUCGUUCCAAGGGAGUGCAACGAGACGUGCAAGAUCAUGGGGUACGACGUGCCCAAAGGCUUCGUCGUGUUCGUGAAUGCAUGGGCGAUCGGCAGGGACCCCAAGUUCUGGGACGACCCGGAGGAGUUCAAGCCGGAGCGGUUCGAGAACUCCACUGUCGACCUCAAGGGGACGGACUUCGAGUUCAUACCGUUCGGUGCUGGCCGCAGGCUCUGCCCUGGCUUGGCGUUCGGACUGGCCAGCAUUGAGAUCGUGCUCGCCGUGCUGCUCUACCACUUCGACUGGGAGCUCCCGGACGGGAUGGCCCCGAGCGAGCUAGACAUGACUGAGGAGAUGGGCAUCACCAUCCGAAGGAAGAAUGAUCUUUACCUGCGUCCAACUGUUCGUAUAAAGGUGUAGGUUCUCUUUCGAAAAGGAGGGUUUACCCCUAGCCUCUGCAUAAUAAACAUGUGAUGCAUAGUUGCUUUGCAUCGUCAACGGUGACGAGUUUGUCCAAUGUACUGCCCGUUUAUCGUUACUUGAAUAAAAUAAGCAUGAGGCAUAUUUCAUGAAA
Molecule: messenger RNA, 1722 nt
Organism: Triticum aestivum (bread wheat)
Lineage: Eukaryota; Viridiplantae; Streptophyta; Magnoliopsida; Poales; Poaceae
Product: desmethyl-deoxy-podophyllotoxin synthase
Exons: 2
Coding region: 33-1568 (511 amino acids)
Molecular function (GO): oxidoreductase activity, acting on paired donors, with incorporation or reduction of molecular oxygen; monooxygenase activity; iron ion binding
Source: RefSeq, a predicted model, not a curated record